Macaca mulatta (Rhesus monkey) is the source of this 3745-nucleotide messenger RNA. The record is from RefSeq and is a predicted model, not a curated record. NCBI's taxonomy places the organism in Eukaryota, Metazoa, Chordata, Mammalia, Primates, Cercopithecidae.
GUACACACCUGCACAAUUUUCUAUUCAGUUGUUGAGAAUUAAAAUUCUCCAUUUAUACAGGUAAUAUGUAUUCCUUUCCGAAUACCUUCAAUUCCUUCCCAAACACCCCUUCAAUUAGAUAAUCCCUGAAAAAAAAUUGCAACAUCUAUAUUAAUGCAGUUUUUAUACCUCAUCAAUGACCCAUUUGAUGUAAUAGUUCUUAAAACGUGUGAUGAAUCAACAGUGAUGGAAAUUUGUACUGAAUCAUUUCAUAUCUUUUUUAUUACUAUGAAUUAUAUUCUUAGAGAUUGGCUUUAAAAUUGAACUUACACUAAUGCAUUUUAAAUUUAAUUUGGAACUAGUUUAGAAUUGUUGAAGCUAGGACUCUCUGGUGACUUGGGAAUAGUAGAAUUGGGUGGGGAUGGCAUUUUACAUCCAGCCUGGAAUCUCCCUUUAUUCUCAAUGUAUUAGCUUUUCUUAUCUUUACUCUGAAAUUUUCACUAUCAAAUAUAGUGGAGAGGCAGAUCUUUUUCCUCCUUUAAUGUUUGUUUCAUAAAUACAGAAUAAUACUGUGUGUCUGGGAUUCAGUUUUUGAAAUGAAACAUGGAGUCUAAGUGACCCCUUGUCAAUGUGACCAUGGACUGGUCUAGAUCACAUCUAUUGUGACACGUGCGCUUGCGAAAAUUCUACUGUGACCUGUCGCUGAGGUGACCUGAUGAUAUAGGUCUUGCCUUUCAUUUUAGCUGCCAUUCUGGCAACUAAGCGUUGGCAGGAAACGCAGCUUAGUUGUGUCCGAGGACUCACGAUGGGAAACGUUUGUAGUUGCUGCCUCAAUGUGUGUUCCAGCCAGGAUGAAGUAGUGGAUCCUGAGGUGCCCAGGAAAUCCCCCGUCAGACACCACCACAGGCAUAAGAAGCGAAUUCUCCAUCACUGGCAUCACGACCGUGUACACCCUAGAGUUGCAUCAAUGGAAGAUCACAGUGAGAACCUGGCGCGGAAGCGUUCAUCUAAGGAUGUCCCAGGUGUUCACGUGGUGGACAAAGACACAGAGAAAAACAGUAUGCAUUCUGGGAUCACUGCUAUGCUGAGGAAAAAUUCUGGUGUUGACAAAGGUGACCUGAAACACCUACAGCAGCAUAUGCCAGGGCAGACAUCCUCUGAGGAAGCCACAGGAGUUCACAUGAUGCGGGGGGACCCAGCCACACUGGCAAACGAUGUACAUCAGGAACCGUCCAGUGACAACCGAGACGGGGAGGACCCAGAGGAUGUGAAGAAAUCGUCGGGAGUUCCACCGGAGGAGAGCGACGAAGGCUUGUUGUUCGAGCGUCUGCUCAAGGUACCAUCUGAGAGCUUCCCUUACUCAUUGAAGAAAAGAGUACACUUUGAGGAAGAAGAGCGCGACAAAGGCUUGUUGUUUGAGCGUCUGCUCAAGAUACCACCUGAGAGGUUCUUAGACUCUGUUGAGAAAAGAGUACACUUUGAGGAUGAAGGUGACCUGGAAGACCUGGAGGAGGAUGUGCCAGGGCAGACAUCCUCGGAGGAAGCCACAAGGGUUCACAUGAUGCAGGUGGACCCAGCCACACUGGCGAAAGCUCUGACUGAUACACUACGGGAGCUGUCCAGUGACGAGGGAGAGGAGGAGGACCCAGAGGAUGUGAAGAAAUCGUCGGGAGUUCCACCGGAGGAGAGCGACGAAGGCUUGUUGUGCGAUCGUCUGCUCAAGGUACCAUCUGAGAGGUCCCCUUACUCAUUGAAGAAAAGAGUACACUUUGAGGAUGAAGAGCGUGACAAAGGCUUGUUGUGUGAACGUCCGCCCGAGAUACCAUCUGAGAGGUUAUUAGACUCUGUUGAGAAAAGAGUACACUUUGAGGAUGAAGAGCGCGACAAAGGCUUGUUGUUUGAGCGUCUGCUCAAGAUACCACCUGAGAGGUUCUUAGACUCUGUUGAGAAAAGAGUACACUUUGAGGAUGAAGAUCAUCAAGAGAAGCUUGGAGCUGUAUAUCCACAUAAGGCAUCCACUGAGAGGGUCCUCACUGUUGUCAGUGCAGAGCCAUUCACAGAAACAAAUGGUGACCUGGAAGACCUCGAGGAGGCUGUGCCCAGGCAGACAUCCUCGGAGGAAGCCACAGGGGUUCACAUGAUGCAGGUGGACCCAGCCACACUGGCGAACGCUCUGACUGAUACACUACGGGAGCUGUCCAGUGACGAGGGAGAGGAGGAGGACCCAGAGGAUGUGAAGAAAUCGUCGGGAGUUCCACCGGAGGAGAGCGACGAAGGCUUGUUGUGCGAUCGUCUGCUCAAGGUACCAUCUGAGAGGUCCCCUUACUCAUUGAAGAAAAGAGUACACUUUGAGGAAGAAGAGCGUGACAAAGGCUUGUUGUGUGAACGUCCGCCCGAGAUACCAUCUGAGAGGUUAUUAGACUCUGUUGAGAAAAGAGUACACUUUGAGGAAGAAGAGCGCGACAAAGGCUUGUUGUUUGAGCGUCUGCUCAAGAUACCACCUGAGAGGUUCUUAGACUCUGUUAAGAAAAGAGUACACUUUGAGGAUGAAGAUCAUCAAGAGAAGCUUGGAGCUGUAUAUCCACAUAAGGCAUCCACUGAGAGGGUCCUCACUGUUGUCAGUGCAGAGCCAUUCACAGAAACAAAUGGUGACCUGGAAGACCUCGAGGAGGCUGUGCCCAGGCAGACAUCCUCGGAGGAAGCCACAGGGGUUCACAUGAUGCAGGUGGACCCAGCCACACUGGCGAACGCUCUGACUGAUACACUACAGGAGCUGUCCAGUGACGAGGGAGAGGAGGAGGACCCAGAGGAUGUGAAGAAAUCGUCGGGAGUUCCACCGGAGGAGAGCGACGAAGGCUUGUUGUGCGAUCGUCUGCUCAAGGUACCAUCUGAGAGCUUCCCUUACUCAUUGAAGAAAAGAGUACACUUUGAGGAAGAAGGUGACCUGGAAGACCUGGAGGAGGCUGUGCCCAGGCAGACAUCCUCGGAGGAAGCCACAGGGGUUCACAUGAUGCAGGUGGACCCAGCCACACUGGCGAACGAGCAUCUACUACAGGAGCGGUCCAGUGACAAGGGAGAGGAGGAGGACCCAGAGGAUGUGAAGAAAUCCUCGGGAGUUCCACAAAAGGGUACGUAUUGCGGAGCCGCUCUCACACUGGUGAGUCACCCAGAUGAUGAGGAAUGUGCUACUGCCUCGCUGGCCUUCCCAUAGACAGGCAGCCUGAGUGGAGCUUCCUCUCAUGAAUGAGGACCUAGGCUGUGAUGGGAGAAAUGCUUGUUCCAGAUGGAGCAUGAUGGUCACAUUCUGUGGUCCCUGGGAGCAACUGCAUUCUCUGAGGAUAGGGUGAGGUUGUGCACAUUCAGUUGCUGCGUGUCUUUUUGAAUUCAUGUGGUGUAACUCUUGAGUGUCCAAAAUACAUAAUGUCAAGGUCAUAUAGAGGCUCAGCCUCUAUCAUGCAGCCUCCUCCUGGUUUCCGUGUUCUGUGCUCAGGAAACACAGCAUCAUGAAAAGGUAACCAAAGGGCUUGCCCUAGGCUGUGAGUGGCAGGGGGAGCACUUGCCUUCCUAGGAGGAUGGAGGGUGACUCAUGCAUUACGAGGUGGGGAGAGACAAAUGUGGCUGUGGGACAGCAGAGGCUCCAGGACGUCCCCAUUGAACCCACCGUGGACAAAGCUUUUUGUUUGCUCCUGAAGGCCUUUGCAAAAAACAAGUCAAGGUGGUUGGCUUAAGGUCAUAUGAAAAUAAAAUUAACCCAGUUCUGGACUGA